Messenger RNA from Penicillium soppii, 570 nucleotides. RefSeq lists its product as uncharacterized. The record is from RefSeq and is a predicted model, not a curated record. Gene Ontology annotation, cellular component: nucleolus. The transcript has 2 exons. Gene Ontology annotation, molecular function: protein kinase inhibitor activity; protein kinase binding; double-stranded RNA binding. Bases 1 to 570 code for a protein of 189 amino acids. NCBI's taxonomy places the organism in Eukaryota, Fungi, Ascomycota, Eurotiomycetes, Eurotiales, Aspergillaceae. Gene Ontology annotation, biological process: negative regulation of protein kinase activity.
AUGUCCGAGCCAGGCCCCGAGUCCCUUCCAACAAGCGCCGAUCCGCGCAGCAAGCGGCCGACCAAGCGACGCGCAUUGACACCACUCUCCGAACACGCAAGCCAAAUUGAGACACUGUUCAAAGACCCCAGCAAGGACAUCCAACUUCCCGCAGCAUCCAUACAGCGCUCAGCGUCGUCUUUGCUAGCGCCGCCGGAGAUCGUCACCAAUGUCCAGGGUUCAUCCGCUGGUGCGGGAUCUGGCGAGUUCCAUGUUUACAAGGCCAGUCGGCGGCGCGAAUAUGAGCGUCUGCGUCUGAUGCAGUCCGAGGUGGACCAGGAGAAGGAUAAUGCCAAGUGGGAAAAGGAGCGCGAGGAGGCUAGGCGCAAGGAUGAAGAGAAGACAGAAAAGAACCGGCGGAGGAGGGAGAAGAAAAAGAACGCGCGUGGGAAGAAGGGGGGUGACAAGAUGGAUAUGCCUGCGGCCGCUCCGGGGACGAUGGUAAGCGCGGAGGGAGACAAGAAUGGGGUUGCUGCGGAUGGCCAGCCUGCUCAAGAAGUUCCUGGUGUUAUUUUCCACGAUGAUGAUUAA